AUGGACACUGUACUACAAAUUCCAAAUACGGGAUCAUUCCUUCUCAAGGAUGCCGAAAACGGGACCAUGAGCAUCCAACUUAAUCCUAGGUCCUUCACUAUUCUUAGACAGGCCAUAAUUGACGGUACUAGCCUUCCUGGAAACUCACCAGAUUUUGAGAAUCGGUUCAAUCGAGGGGCGCUUCAGAUCUUUCUUGAGAGGGAUCCAGCCGUGUACGAUUUCGCUCUUGAAGUCUUUGUUACGAUACACCAAAAUUGUAAUGAGUUCAAACAGGUCGCUCUUCACGACUUGCCACAAAUUGGCGAGUACACACCUAAGCAUGGUUUCUUGGGUCACGACUUAUUAACCAGGCAUGCGCUAGCCCAGGAUGGCACCCAGGAUCCAAGAAGUGCCCUGGUAGAGCUACUUGAUCGGCUUGAAGACUUGAGCCGAGACGCGAGUAAUCUUUCGGAACAGAGCGCUACAAUGAACCGGCAUAUCCAAGAAUUCAAAGUCAACACAAGCGGAAACUAUGGAGAGGUCAAACGGCUCACUAAACACUGGGAAAGAGCCAAAAUGUCAGACGAAGAGUGGCACAUGAGAGUUGGGGCGAAAAUUAAGGAAAUGGAGAAUGAAAUGGCAGCUCUAGAUCAGAAAGCCACUGACUUGGACCGUCAGUAUAAAACAGCCCCUUCAGAAGACACACCUGUCUGGAGCUUUAUGAAAGGCAUAAACGAUGCCUUAGCAAGCACAUUCAACAUCAAAAACGAUAUCCUCCGCAGUCGAGAAAUGCUUGAGAGGGAUCUUAAAAACUUGGAAAGAAGAUAUCACGAGCUCUCCGAUGAAAGCAAACAACAGGAGCAAAAGUUUUCCGAAGCAGACGGGAGCAUCAAAACACUCCAAAACAGUAUGCACGAUCUUUGCGAUCAUUCCCUAGAGGUUGCAACGGCUAUUGAGGAUGUCAACAAGGCCGCAUCCAGACUUGUAACAGACAACGAGUACCUAUCGCAAAAGCUACAGUACCUCCAUGAUGACAUUGAGGACGACUCUAAGCUUGAAAAAAAGCUAGGUAAGGUGUUGAACUCGAAAAGGGAGGAAAUCACCGAAUGUCACACUAUUUGGUCGCUCUAUUAA
Molecule: messenger RNA, 1113 nt
Organism: Trichoderma harzianum CBS 226.95
Lineage: Eukaryota; Fungi; Ascomycota; Sordariomycetes; Hypocreales; Hypocreaceae
Exons: 8
Coding region: 1-1113 (370 amino acids)
Source: RefSeq, a predicted model, not a curated record